AUAAAAUUUAAUGGUGAGAGUCAAGGUUUUGAAUUGAAAUCAGUCUUGAUUGAUGCAUGUUCGUAGUGUGAUGAUUAUCCAGCUAGGUUUGGCUUCUCUGGGAAGAGGAGUCUCUUUCUCCAUUCAACCACUCCUCCUCUCUGAGAAACUGCUCACAGAGCCUCUAUUGCCACCAUGGGCUGUGAUGUUCACUCCAUUUCCCACAAACGGGAAGACCUGGCAGCCCCAGUGAAUCUCCUUCCACAGCAACACCAAGCCCAUAUCUGGUGACCCCCGCUUCAAGACCUGGUCUAUUUGAUGUAGUUUGCUAAUAUGGUCUCUAAUCCCUCAGCAAUCUAAAAUGGACAGUGUGAGUUUCAAUGACGCUCCCACAUCGAAAUCCUGGCGAUCAACAUGCGAGGAGGACAAAAGCAAAAAAAGCACACUGAGUUGUUUCACAGCCUUGCAGGAUUUUAGCUUGGCAACCCUCAAGAUCCAAGGACCAAAGAACAGAACAACAAUGAGGGGAGAGUCGAGUCUGGAGCAAGAGAUAGAAGAUCUCAUGCAUUACCAAGCUAUAGCUGAACCUACCGGUAUCAUCUGACUCCUCUGCUACUGGCUAGCUGCUAUAGCUAUUACUAGCACAAAGAUUGAAGAAAUGGUGGCGUCUGUAGUGGUGAUAAGAAGCAUUGAUGAUCUCGUAUCCGCGGUUUGGUCACCUGAGAGAGAGACAGUCGAUACACUACACUUCCAAAUUACCAAGACGCAACUGCCUCAUCGGACGUUCCAGAGGUUUGUAGAAUUGUUUUCUCUACACGGCAGUCGAUUCGAGCAUGUCACAGCAGUCAUCUUGGACGCCGAUGUCUACUGGACUCGCACUGCAGCACGAGAUUUCAUGACACAGCUGGCCACGCUACCCCUCCAGUCCUUCACAUGGGUAUCGACUACAACCACCACAACUUCCACCACUGGCGAAAUUCCCAUUCCGCUUUUGACUAUCCUUUGUACUCAUUGUCAAGGCUUGGAACGAUUAGUACUUGAUGGAUUGCGCUUUCUGACUUCUACAGUCGAAGAACGAAUACAAGAAGACGGAACAACAAGUCACGUUUCGGAAACUCUGGUACCCUUUCAUCAAGCCCUUCGAUCCCAGUUGGCAAACUUGAAACUGUUUCAGUGUGUUCAUUGCGUCAUUACAGAACCCGGAUCGUCAGCAUCCAGCAGCAAUAAUAAUAUUCUCAUGGAUCGUCUUUGGGUAGACGAGUUGCUCAAGUCGUUGGCAUAUGUGACCAGUUUGGAAUGCAUGGACAUUCGAGUGCAAGCUACAAUCGAUGACGAUGGUGAUGCCGUUGGGGGGCGGAUUCUGUUGGGACUUUGCAAGAAAGGCGACAUUACCGAUGCUGCCGUGAACCGCUUGACUCGGCAAAUCUUGCAGGCUCAAAUCCCAUCCGGUGGGCAUGGACCCUAUCAAAGAAUGAGACUUUGGAUUGCCAAUGGUUACGGUUGCCAGGAUGAUGACGACGGCGACGAUGGCGAUGAUGAUGCCGAUGAUUAUAUGGAUCAAUCCCAACAAGGAGGAGACAGCUACAGCAACAACCAACAUCAUCCAGAACAGUUGCUCCUGGAUAUCUGCCGUGCCUUGGAAAACAAUACAUUUCUCGAAGGUCUUCGAGUUCGAGGAGGAAGCAAAGAGGAAGCUUCGCCAUCACUAAUUGUCACUUCCGCCGUCAUUGACGCGUACAAGGAACUACUCGAAUCGGGCAAGAAUUACGCGCUGACGUGUUGUGAUCUCAUGACGAUACAGGGAGAGCAAAUUGACCUAUACUGUAAGUUAAACAGCAUGGAUAGGGGCUACAUCAUGAAAGAAAUCGAUUCGAUGAAUCAACGCGACUGGGUGGAAGAUGUCUUGUUGGAUUUUGUGGACGACCUGGAUGCAUUAUACUACUGGAAUCGGCUGCAUCCUUUGUUGCUUACGCAACACAUUGUUUUGGAAUGAAUCUUCAAUCAACAGCUGUUGCCACUGUGGACGUCCAACGUGAACUGGACACCUGCUGCUUGCUGCAAAGUUGGGACAAUGCCAACCCACCUAAUGAAAAUCACAGAAUGUCAUUGGGCUGAUGUUUUGUGUAUCCAGGACUUCUACAGAGCCAUCUUUACGCUACUUGAAGCGGGUGCAAAAAAUGUGCAUUCCUUGUCUAGCAUGUUUUGAACUUCCCAGACGCGAAGGCUUCGGCAGAGAUGCAAGUCGAUUCUCCUUUGAGGUCGCCACUCACUGCAUUCAAAGCAGGAGAAACACCAGCAUCACAAGUAAGAAUGACAUAUUGCACAUACUGCCUUGACUGAGUGCAAUCCAUCCCAGGGAGACAAAGGGAGAAGCCACGUUCUGUUUCUACAGAUCGGAUUAAAUCCUCUCAGGCACUGUUUACCUUCUUCUUCUUUUUGUUUGUUUGUUGGCUUGGAGUUGUGUAGCCAUACUUGUAAUCAGUCAGUUCAGGUUGCAGCCGGUCAAAGUAUUUUCACUCCAUUCGUCCUUUUCCUUCCUGACAAGCAACUAACCGGUCCUCACGGAAAGACCACACAACGACUCUCAGAAGUCUUCUGGCUUGGGGACUGAAUCCUGCUUCUUGUUAGCGCCCUAGCUAGGCUCAUUACAGCAGGACGCUUCUUGGUUCUUUGACUCUGGUGUGGCAGUCCUUCCCAUGCUCCUCACCCAACUAUGGAUUGUGCCUAUCACUGGAUUCUUUAGCGGAACCUCUCGAGGAUGGGGUA
This is a messenger RNA of Seminavis robusta, 2745 nucleotides long. The record is from the annotation of a GenBank genome assembly. Lineage: Eukaryota; Bacillariophyta; Bacillariophyceae; Naviculales; Naviculaceae.